AUGUUUCUGUUCCUCCCCUACCUUUAUCCAAGGAAGAAAAAGAACAAUCUCUCUGAAUUUAAUAAAAUCUUGCGUCGCCUCUUGUGCCAUACCUCCCCCUUACUCUUCCUGUCAUUUACUUUAUCCCUAGGGAUACCUCCCUACUCUCUCUGUCUAUCUAUCUAUCUAUCUAUCUAUCUAUCUAUCUAUCCAAGAGUUCCUAGUCUACUUUACUGUUUAAUCUAUAAUCUAUAUAUCGUCCUUCUUGCAUUCCUUCCUUUUUGCCUUCCAUCCUUCCUUCCUUCUUGCCUUACUUCCUUCUUUCUUUCCUUUCUUCCUUCCUUCCUUCCAACCUUUCUUUCUUUCCAAGCUUCCUUAUUUGCGCCAGCUUCUUAUACCCAAAGCCUUUCCUUUCAAACUCUUUCCUUCCUCCCUUUUAAUUCCUUCCUUUUUCCCCCAGCUCAUUUCCUUCCUUUUUUCCUUCUUUCUUUCCAAACCUUUUCCUUCAUUAAUCAUUACAGCCUUCCUACCUUAAUCCUUUCAGCCUUCCUACCUUAA
This is a messenger RNA of Acanthosepion pharaonis, 537 nucleotides long. NCBI's taxonomy places the organism in Eukaryota, Metazoa, Mollusca, Cephalopoda, Sepiida, Sepiidae. The record is from the annotation of a GenBank genome assembly.